Helobdella robusta is the source of this 360-nucleotide messenger RNA. RefSeq lists its product as hypothetical. The record is from RefSeq and is a predicted model, not a curated record. NCBI's taxonomy places the organism in Eukaryota, Metazoa, Annelida, Clitellata, Rhynchobdellida, Glossiphoniidae. The coding region runs from base 1 to 360 and encodes 119 amino acids. The transcript has 2 exons.
AUGUGCCUGUUGUAUAUAGCUAUACAUGUCCCAAUCGAUGAGAACCAAUUCAUAAUCGGCAUACAACGUGUACAACCAACAACAUUCAAUCUUUCGUCCAUUGUAUUAAUAGGCGCUGCAGGUGACAUGGAUUAUGAUUUGAUGCUUGGAGCAGCCGUGUGUUGGAACGAUAUGGCUCGAUAUUUAUCUGUCAACAAUCUGAGUGGGAAAAAUCAACCAUGGGUAAGAAAAGAAGAUGUCAUCCAAAAAAGACUUGGACUGGCAAGUGACAACAUCAAAGAAGACUUCAAAAUAAAUAACACGAGCAUCGCAGAAGCCGGAAAAUUACAAAAGAUAGAAGAAGAUGGAGGCUCUUUGUAA